UCCACACUGGAAGCACCCGCUGCCUCUUCAGUGAGGACCCGAAUGCAGAAACUGGCUGAAAGGAGGCGCCACUGGGAUGCGAGUGAUGAUGUGACAGCAUCCUCAGUGGAUCCACCUGAAGCCUGUGUCCUCUCGGUGCCUGCAGAGGACAGGCCUGCCUCCCCUCCUCGACCUGCCCCUUCGGGGGGCCCAGCCACCCCCCUUGGCAGAAGGGGCCGUCUGGCCAACCUUGCUGCUACUAUUUGCUCCUGGGAAGAUGACAUCAGUUACUCAUCUGCAAAACAAAACAGUGCCCGAGAACAGCCUGGUACCACUUGUUUAUCCAAACUUUCCUCUGCAAGUGGAGCAUCUGCUGGGAUCAAUAGCUUCAGUGUUGAGCAGGAAGCUGCAUGCUGUUCCCAGAGGGACGGUGCCGGGGCUUUGAAGAAAGGCUCUGCGAAAGCUGCAUCCCCAGUGAAACCUUCUGUCGCAUCCCGCACUGAGCUACAAAAUCCUGAGCGACUUCACAAAACCCGGGUUAGUCCUCUGAAAACAGAGGCCUCAAAACCAGCUGGGAAGUCAGCUGUGUCCCAGACAGUCCGACCCAGAGAAGAAUUAAAUCGAGAGAUUUCUCUGCAGUCUCAGCCUGACACCAAAUCUACAACACCAGGAGGUGCAGGGAUUAAGCCUUUCCUGGAACGCUUUGCAGAGCGUUGUCACGAGCACAGCAGAGAAAGCCCAGCUCGAAGCACACCCCACAGAACUCCUGUUAUCACCCCAAACACAAAGGCCAUCCAAGAAAGAUUAUUCAAGCAAAGCGCUUCUUUGUCCACCACUCAUGCAGCCCAACAGCUCAAGCAGGAACGUGAAAAAGAACUAGCAUGUCUUCGUGGCCGAUUUGACAGGGGAAAUUUAUGGAGUGCAGAAAAAGGUCAAAACUCAAGAAGCAAAGAAUCAGAAGCCAAACAGGAAAUUCACUGUCAGAACACUCCCCUCAAAAAACAUCAAGUUGUUUCAAAUAGUCCAACACUUGCAGUAACAGAAAAGGUGACUGAGAAUCAGACAUCAGUAGAACCUUCCAGUACACAGCCUACAGCUUCAGUUGAAUGUGAAAUGACGAAGUCUAGCCCUUUGAAAAUAACUUUGUUUUUAGAAGAGAAAAAGAAUUUAAAAGUAGCAUCAGACCCGGAGGCUGAGCAGCAGACUGAAGUGAUACGUGAAAUUGAGAUGAGUGUGGAUGAUGAUGACGAUAUCAAUAGUUCAAAAGUCAUUAAUGACAUCUUCAGUGAUGUCUUAGAGGCAGGUGAACUAGAUGUGGAAAGGAAUAAAGAAGAGAUGGCUCCAGAAGAAGCAGAGGGCACUGAGGAACAAGAAGAUGCACUGAAUAUCUCCUCCAUGUCCUUACUUGCUCCUUUAGUGCAGACAGUGGGUGUGAUAAGUCCAGAGAGCUUGGUUUCCUCGCCUGAGUUGGGAUCUAAGGAAACCAGCGUAAGUGAAAGUCCCAGGCCAGGAAAAUUCCAGAGGACCCGUGUUCCCCGAGCUGAGUCUGGUGAUAGCAUUGGCUCUGAGGAUCGCGACCUGCCUUACAGCAUUGAUGCAUAUAGAUCUCAAAGAUUCAAAGAAACAGAUCGACCUUCAAUUAAACAGGUGAUUGUGCGAAAGGAGGAUAUUACUUCAAAAUCGGAGGAAAAGAAUAAAGCCUUUUUAUGUCCAGUCAAUAUCAAACAGAAAAUGCAGGAACUCAAUAAUGAAAUCAAUCUCCAGCAAACAGUGAUCUAUCAAGCUAGCCAGGCUCUCAAUUGCUGUGUUGAUGAGGAGCAUGGCAAAGGGUCCUUGGAGGAAGCUGAGGCAGAGAGACUUCUUCUCAUUGCAACUGAGAAGAGAACACUGUUGGUUGAUGAGCUGAAUAAACUGAAGAAUGAAGGGCCUCAGAGGAAGAAUAAUAUGGCUGGUGGCUCCAGAUCCCGAAGUGAAUUCCUCCCAUCUAAAGGAUCAGUGACUUUGUCAGAAAUCCGCUUACCUUUAAAAGCUGACUUUGUCUGUGGUACAGUUCAGAAGCCAGAUGCAGCAAAUUACUAUUUCUUGAUUAUGCUCAAAGCGGGACCUGAAAACAUGGUGGCGACGCCUUUAGCAAGCACUGUGAGCUCUCUGAACGGAGAUGCUCUGACAUUCACCACGACCUUUACUCUCCAAGAUGUGUCCAAUGACUUUGAAAUUAAUAUUGAAGUUUACAGCCUGGUGCAAAAGAAAGAUACCUCAGGCCUUGAUAAGAAGAAAAAAGCAUAUAAAUCCAAGGCUAUUACUCCAAAGCGGCUUCUCACAUCUAUAACUACAAAAAGCAACCUUCAUUCUUCAGUUUUGGCCAGUCCAGGAGGCAUCAACGCUGUGCGGACCAGCAAUUUUGCCCUUGUGGGUUCUUACACGCUGUCACUGUCUUCAGUAGGAAACACUAAAUUCGCAUUGGACAAGAUAAAUUAUGAUGUAAAAGAGCGAGAGCUACUGGGCUAUAUGUUCCAGGAGAAGGUGCCCUUUCUAUGUCCUUUGGAAGGUCAUAUUUAUUUAAAAAUAAAAUGUCAAGUGAAUUCAAGUGUGGAAGAAAGAGGCUUUCUAACUAUAUUUGAAGACGUGAGUGGCUUUGGUGCCUGGCACAGGAGGUGGUGUGUUCUUUCUGAGAACUGUAUCUCUUACUGGACCUACCCGGACGACGAGAGACGGAAGAAUCCUAUAGGAAGGAUAAAUCUGGCCAAUUGUACUAGUCGUCAGAUAGAACCAGCCAACAGAGAAUUCUGUGCAAGACGCAAUACCUUUGAGCUGAUCACUGUCCGGCCGCAGAGAGAAGACGACCGAGAGACCCUGGUUAGCCAGUGCAGGGACACGCUCUGUGUCACCAAGAACUGGCUGUCUGCAGAUACCAAGGAGGAGCGGGAUCUCUGGAUGCAAAAACUCAAUCAAGUUCUUGUUGAUAUUCGGCUUUGGCAACCUGAUGCUUGCUAUAAACCUGUUGGAAAGCCUUAGACUGCGAUGGUCUCUGUGCCUUGUAGCAGAUUAGCAAGCUAAGUAAGUGAUAAACAGAGAUUAGGAGCAUCAGAUUACUGAUCGAAUUUUAUGCUUUAAAUGCAAAAAAGGGUGUGUGCCAAUAUUCACUACAUAUUAUGCAGUAUUUAUAUCCUUUGUGUGUAAAACUUAAAUUUAGUUUUCUUCUGUCAUAAAUGAUGGGAAGAGAAUUCAUUUUUUAAUCUAGUCUGUUUUGCUUAGUCUUAAUUUAAGAAGCCUUGAUUUCCUAGAAAUCGAGUUAUUCAAAUAUUCUUGAUUUAAAAAUUUUUUAUUUUAAACAAGAAAUUUUAAAUUGUUUUUUGGAGCUGCAGGUCUUGAAGGUAAGGUCCUCCAAGGGCGGAGGCAGAAGCUUCUGGAUGUUGGUGAUUCUUCUCUAAUCUCGGUACAUUUUUCCUAAAGAUUGUUAAUCAUGGCAUGUCUUUUUACUGGAGCACUGAAAAGAUUGCUAAGAGACCACACACAGCAGUUUCAUAACAGAGAUCUGGACUGUUUUUGAAUAGCACGUUUAUCUGAGUCUAAAGCUUGAAGCUGUCUUCAAACAAGAGAUUGGGGUGUAGGCACUACUAUGUACGUUUAAGAGUUUUAUUUAGAAGAUUGAAUAAGCAUAUGGUUUACCUUUGUUCAUUUACUACAGAUGCUGUGUGGUGCACAUUUUCAUAGAAUAUAGGCUUUUAAAAGUAUAGUUGCUGUAUGGCUUAUCCACUCCUCAAAAUACACUUGGCACAUUAGUUCUUUCUACUCUUGUAACAAGAGCAAAUUUAAAUUCAGAAAUGUUUAUAUAAAAGAAAACUUUACCAAGCUGCUAUGAACUAAUACUUUUCCUGCCAAAGUUCUUGUCUCUUUCUUUUUUCAUGUUCAUAUAUGAGAGUAUCUAGAAAUCUAUACAAAAUCAUUUGAAAAGCUGUUGUCAGGUAUUGUCCUUAAAAGCCUAAUAUUUUUUUUGUUUUAAAGUAUUGUUAAAACUUGGUCUCAGCUUUCAAAUAUCCUUUCAGUUUCUUGUCUGAAUUGUU
Messenger RNA from Sorex fumeus (smoky shrew), 4043 nucleotides. RefSeq names its product anillin, actin binding protein (gene ANLN). Gene Ontology annotation, cellular component: actomyosin contractile ring. Bases 43 to 2994 code for a protein of 983 amino acids. The record is from RefSeq and is a predicted model, not a curated record. The transcript is spliced from 23 exons. NCBI's taxonomy places the organism in Eukaryota, Metazoa, Chordata, Mammalia, Eulipotyphla, Soricidae. Gene Ontology annotation, biological process: mitotic cytokinesis; septin ring organization; actomyosin contractile ring assembly.